This is a messenger RNA of Nannizzia gypsea CBS 118893, 561 nucleotides long. RefSeq lists its product as hypothetical. The coding region runs from base 1 to 561 and encodes 186 amino acids. The record is from RefSeq and is a predicted model, not a curated record. NCBI's taxonomy places the organism in Eukaryota, Fungi, Ascomycota, Eurotiomycetes, Onygenales, Arthrodermataceae. The transcript is spliced from 2 exons.
AUGGAGGGCAAUCCUCGUCUUGAGUCACAAAUCUCUUUAAAUGCUAAAAUUCUCCAUGGGCUCAGCCCACUUGUGGUCAAAAUAUCUCGACCCAAUGCGCUACCUGCAGAAAAACUCUCAGGGCAGAACCUUCCCACCAUUAUUCAAGGGCUUAGCCGAGCAAUAGCUAAGAGCAGCGUCAUGUGGACUCGCGGAUCGACAGCCGUACUUGGCCUCAGCCAAGAAAUAGUUAUGAAAACUGGUUGUGGCAUCGACAUCGGCCACCGAGCAACGAGUUCCCCGACUUCGGCCACCUGGUAUUCAUGGGAUUCUCCAGUCUGGGGAUGGCGAGAUGCAGGGAGACAUGUACUAGUUGCAGAGUUCCCCAUCGAAAGUAUGGCCGAGUCUAACCAAUUUCUUACCACCGACCCAAAACGUGCGGAAACUGGAAGGUUGAAGAUGAUUCGUUCGUUCCUUUCCUCUGACCAUGAACUUGUCAUGACUCACGGUGACCUUCAUCCCCGAAACCUCAUGGUCAUCACUCCUACUAUGUCCCAUUUGGAAUCUUCCGUCUUGGGUUGA